AUAGGAAGUUUCUAAAACUCUCUGCGAUGGAGAUGAAGCUGCAGCUGAUCUUCACUCUCUCCACUCUGAUCUCCAUCACAGGAUCCAGUGAUCCAGUGUUCAGAGUGGUCGGAGAUUCUUUUCGGCUGGAGAUAAAUGGAUCUGCAUCAGAGUUUGAUGACUUUUUCUGGGUGUUUAACUCUACUGUUAAUGUACAAAAAUAUUAUAAAAUAUUGAAACAUAAUACACAGACCCCCCGUUAUAAAGACAGAGUGGAGUUUAAUGAGGAAACCUGCAGUCUGACCCUGAAGAACGUGCAGAAGGAUGAUAGUGGACUGUAUGAAGUAAAAGCAUCCAGUACAGAAAAGACAGCAGUUGCUAAGUAUCGACUCUCUGUGUUCGAUCCAGUGGAGGCUCCAGUUCUCUCUCUCACUGAAAGCACAGACACCUGUAACAUCACCCUCACCUGCAGAGGUCACGACCUCUCGGUCAGCCUCAGGUGUUCUUAUAGAACCUGUGAGGAGAAGGAAGUGACAUCACCUGGAGGCGUCGCCCUCUCCCUGUAUGUACGGGACAGCGUCAUCAUCUGUAACCAUAGCAACCCAGCCAGCUGGAAGCAGAAAUCUGUGGAGAUGAAAGCAUGUAGACACUUCUGUGCUGAUACAGAUGCAGUGUCGCCCCCUGCUGGAAAUUCUGCUGGUGAACCUGCUGGUAAUUCUACUGGUGAAUCUGCUGGUGAAUCUGCUGGUGAAUCUGCUGGUGUAUCUGUGUGUUUACUGACUGCUGGAAUUUAUUCCGUCAUUCUGAUCAUCCUGCUGUCUGCAGUCAUCACCGUUCACAUCCGAGAGAGACGCAACAAAUCAUCUAAACUCAGUAAUGAUUAGUGAUUUUGAUUAUUCUGUAUAAAAUCUGCUUAAACAGUUCUUCCUUUAAUUUAUCACAGAGACUGUAAAAAAGAUGGACGCCGUGUCGUUAUUCCCAUUAAUUCAAUGAAAAAUCUUCCUCCAUGUUGGCGAUCCUGAAACCCGAGUCUGUAGAGCGCAGUAGAGACCAGAGGAGGAGAAAGACUGUGGAGAGACCCGCCCACUCAUUUUAAUAACCCCGCCCCUGAGGGCUGCCUCGAGGUCACAGGCUGCAGAGCGAAGCGGAGCAGAGCUGACGGUCUGUUAUUGGUCCCGCCCAUAACCAGCCCUUUUACAAUAACCACACCUUUUUGAAUAGAGCUGAAUAACGUUUUAAAAAUGAAUUCUGUGGGGAUAUAAAAAUUGAACAAUAUAAGCAGAGGUUACACUAGCUGCUGCAUUUAAAUAAAGGAGGUAGAAUUACAGUAUAUUAGAAAAACAAAACGUGAUUGAAAGUUGUUUUGCCUGUUUUUGAAACCUAUGGGGAUGGGAGGGGUUAUACAGCUUUCUGCAACCGAACAGCAGGGGGCGCCCGACCUGUGGUGGCUUCACUUUAGAGAGACAAUGCUCUGUCCAGCUGUACACAGUCUAUGCAGACUUGUACUAUUAUACAUUACUGAGUUACUAGAAUCUCUCUUGAGACCUGUUGCUCCUGGCUCUUCCUCGGUCUCAGCUAGAGCCUUUGCAGUUUACCACUGGGCAUCAGGUCCAACCCCUCAGUUUCUGUUUUUAAAACAAGGCUAAAAAAAAAACAAUUUUUAGCACUAAGCUUUUUUUUUUAAAUCUAAUUAACAUUUUGUGUUGUUAUUAUGUAUUUGGU
Molecule: messenger RNA, 1701 nt
Organism: Astyanax mexicanus (Mexican tetra)
Lineage: Eukaryota; Metazoa; Chordata; Actinopteri; Characiformes; Acestrorhamphidae
Product: SLAM family member 9-like
Exons: 4
Coding region: 27-863 (278 amino acids)
Source: RefSeq, a predicted model, not a curated record